This is a messenger RNA of Orussus abietinus, 6302 nucleotides long. RefSeq names its product mediator of RNA polymerase II transcription subunit 14 (gene MED14). Gene Ontology annotation, molecular function: transcription coregulator activity. The record is from RefSeq and is a predicted model, not a curated record. Gene Ontology annotation, biological process: regulation of transcription by RNA polymerase II. Bases 94 to 4692 code for a protein of 1532 amino acids. Lineage: Eukaryota; Metazoa; Arthropoda; Insecta; Hymenoptera; Orussidae. Gene Ontology annotation, cellular component: core mediator complex; mediator complex. The transcript is spliced from 24 exons.
GCACUUUUGUCGUGUGAGGUUAUCAUUUAACAAGUGCAAUAUUUGCAUAUUUGGUGAAUAAAUAUUUAGGUACAGUGUAGAGAAUUGAUCGAGAUGGCUCCUAUACCGUUGGAAGGGCAUCAAACGCCUGUAACGAAUAAUAUACCUCAAGAGGGUAAUCGUGUAGGUUCCAUCUCUCUGGGGAUGUUAAUAGACUUUAUUAUACAAAGGACGUAUCAUGAGCUGACCGUGCUUGCUGAGUUAUUACCAAGGAAAACCGAUAUGGAACGUAAAAUUGAAAUCUACAAUUUUUCCGCAAGGACUCGGCAAUUAUUUGUCCGUUUAUUGGCAUUGGUCAAAUGGGCCAAUAGUGCUUCUAAAGUUGACAAAUCUGCACACAUCAUGGCAUUCUUAGAUAAACAGUCGCUUCUUUUUGUGGAUACUGCAGAUAUGUUAGCCAGAAUGGCUCGUGAAACCCUUGUGCAUGCUCGGUUACCAAAUUUCCAUAUCCCAGCAGCAGUUGAAGUUCUGACAACGGGCACGUACAGUCGUCUACCGGCUUGCAUUCGGGAAAGAAUAGUUCCACCUGAUCCAAUAACUCAGGCGGAAAAAAGAAGUACAUUGCAGAGAUUAAAUCAAGUGAUUCAACACAGAUUGGUCACUGGAAAUUUACUGCCACAAAUGCGGAAUCUGAAGAUCGAAGCAGGGAGAGUGACAUUUCUUGUCGAACAAGAAUUCUCGGUAUCGUUAACGGUCAUGGGAGAUGGGCCAGCUGUACCUUGGAGAUUACUCGAAUUGGAGAUCUUGGUCUCUGAUAGAGAAACCGGUGAUGGGAAAGCACUAGUGCAUCCUUUACAAACGAGAUACGUUCACCAGGUUGUACAAUCAAGACUGGCGGAGAGCACUAAUCCACUUUCUGAAGUAUAUUACAUCCUGCACUACUUUUGUCAAUCGCUGCAGCUCGAAGUACUUUAUUCCCAAACUCUGCGUUUAAUACGAGACAGAUUAGACGAUCAUAUUCACGUCGAUGAAUACACACCCGGGAAAUGCCUGUCUAUAUCCUAUUGGAGAGAAUUGACGAGCAAAGAUCCUAGGUCAGAACUUGGAUAUAAAUUAACUGUACAGGUAGACCAACACGAUCCUGCUAGACCUCUUGCUGUCGUGCACGUCCCCUCGUUAGGUAGUAAGGAAAGUGAAAUUGCUGACAGAGCUAUUAGAUCGGAUCAAUUGUCGAUGGAGUGUUUACUCGUACAUACUAUUUACGUUCGAACAAGAAGUCGAUUAUCUGAAUUGAAACAAGAAUUACAAUCUAUGUUAAAAGAUGUCGAAUGCACGUUAGCAGGGUCACCAGCUAUCCUUUCGGUACCAAUCUUGCAACCUUGCUUGAGAGCAGAACUUCUCUUGGUCACCGUUGAUACUCACACAGGAAUGCUUCAGUGUCAUGUACCGCAAUACGAUGCCCCCCUUGUCCCAGAGCUCACGACCGCAUUAAACGGAGAUCAUUCAAGAUUGCCGACGCUGAUAUCGGAACUAAGGUUUUGGAUAACCCAGAGGCGUUGUGAGAAAACUUUACAGCACUUACCGGCAACGCCCCAUGAGCGUUUACCUCUGUUGCACCAUCCGGACCAUCCCAUGUCCAAGAUUAGUAGGCAUCGCAUGUUUAUUCAGUUACACCGACAUCCUACAGUGAUUUUGAUAGUGGCUUUCAAAGAGAAAGAGUCGUCUCAAUGUGAAAUUGAAUGUUCUUUUUAUCUGGCUGUUGUAAAGCACAGUUCUAUCGAAGAUGAUCCUCACGAUGACAGUAUAGAAACCGAAAUUCCAAAAAUGUACUUAAAGGUUCAAAGUCUCAUCGAAUUUGAUACCUUUGUCAUCACACAUGGACCGUUCACUAGUGUCGACAGUGUAGUGGAGAAGGCUGGCAACAAACGUAGAAGCACUGGGGCCGCCGGCAGAACCGACGCGGCGGGAACGUCGCAAAACAGGAGGCCCAAGCAUCCUGCUUAUUUCAUUCCCGAAUUGGCCCACGUCGUGGCACUUUGCGACGAACGAAUUCCCUUCGUUACGUUGGCUCAAGAGUUGACUCGAAGAGACAUAGCACAUCAAGGACUUCAAGUCGAAGCGAACGCAACAGCGCUGGUGCUGAAACUCGUUCAACUGCCUGCACCUUCUGCGAACAUUGCAUCCAGUAGUGCAUGGCAAGCUCUUCUGAAAAGACUUCUCAGUGUCGCGAUCAGAGUGCAGGGUAAAGGAAUGGCCAAGACGUGGAUGGCCGAGUUUGUGUUUUUCAGCAGUCCUCUUACGAGCAGUCAUCCUAAGGAGCAAGGACUGCGCCGACCCGUUUACUUUCAGUACGAAAUGGGAACAGCCGAUACGGUGUCUCGAACUGUAGAUUCUCUGCUGAGCGAUUGGGCUCAAAUAGUUCACCUGUAUUCGAUAGUGCAGGAUCUGGCAGAGUAUUUAAAAAUGGAGAAAUAUAAUAUCAGGAACAUGAUUAGCAUUAAGUCGUACAGCUACAGUAAGCUGAUACUCGCUUAUGGUCCUAAUCGAGGAGCAAUGGUAACCAUCCAGUGGAGUACAAACGAUAAAGCCUUCAAGCUGACUUUCGGAAAAAGUCCCACUAACACGGUGGUGAACGCUCAUUCUCUGAUGAAGGAACAGCUCGAGGCCCAUUUGAAUCGUCACAGAAAUUUAGCGCAGAUCGUGCACAUAUUGAACGAGACGUUGCAACCUUUGACCUCGAUCAGCAAGUUACCGACGAUUCCUCAGUUAGGAGUUCACAAUUCCAGACCACAAGUUCCCGUACAAACCUUCACCAUAAUGCCACAAUGCGUGACCUUGGUUAGACUCGCGUAUCAAGGAAUAUACUGCCUGGAAUUAAGACUUCGAGGAGGUGGCCUGGUCAGCUUGCGCGACGGUGCUUACAGCAGAUUUGACAGAAGUAACGUCGUCGAUGAAUUUACGCCCACCCAGGGACUAAAGGCUUUCCUGUCCAAGUACGUCGACGAGACCGCGGUAUUCCGGAGAAGAUCGCAGUCGGAAGACGAUAACCCACCUUCUCCUGUUACCAUGGACAGCGAAGGAGGUGGGACCAACGUUGGAUUCCUCGGUCACCAUAGAGGAGGUCCUCAGUCCCCCGCUCAGCAAAGAGACGGCCUCAGGUUUCAUCCACCAUUGACUCCUCCAUCCGGCAGCAAUCCUCACACUCCGGCCAGUCCACAUACUGCCAACAUCUCGCAGGCCAGCCAGCACCAGAGUUUCGGAAGCAGUCCCGCGACAUCGUUCAAUUUAGCUUCGCCGCCCUCGUUGCCACCGAACACACCAAACAUGUUGCCUCAUCCUUCUCCCGGAUCCGGUUUGGUUGCGAAUAGUCCCCUGAACCAGAUGCACGUGCCCAGCCCUGCAGGACUCAUGCCCACGUCGUCUCCAGGUCCUUGCAGCAACGUCCAAGUAGGACAUUCUCCCGCGAGCUCGUUUAUGCAGACCGGUCACAUAGAUGGCAGCCCAUUUCCCUCGUCCCAAGGUUUGACGUCCCCGGCCGCGUCGAACUGGCCAGGAUCCCCGAGUGUGCCGAGGCCAUCUCCUGCCCGACCAGGACAGAGUCCGGGACACUCGGCUCUUCAUAGCCCUCAAGCCUCCGAUCAUAAAGCCGGAAGCCACAUUUCCAGAGUGUUGCCUCCAAGAUCUUGGGCAGGCGCCGUUCCGACUCUGCUCACCCAUGAAGCUCUGGAGUUGCUGUGCUGUCCUUCGCCUCAUCCUUCCGGAUUACCUGGACCGGAUCUCUCGCCGCUGGAAAGAUUCCUCGGUUGCGUUUACAUGCGCAGGCAAUUGCAGCGAUUUAUACAGACAGACGAUUGCUUGACUACUAUUCAUAGCACGGAGCCAGGAGUGGUACACUUCAAGGUGGAGACCCUGCAGUGCAGGGUUGGUUUGAAUCCGCAGCAUUUGCAGUCGCUCCAUAUAAAAGUGCAGCCUCUUCCGGAACACAAAGAUCAGUGGACUCUCGAGGAGCUCCAGAUCAUUGAGAAGUUCUUCGACACAAGAGCGGCCGCCCCGCCCUAUAAGCCCAACACGCUUUCCGGCUUCGGAAGAAUGCUCAACGUUCCGUUCAACGUGCUGAAAGACUUCGUUCAGAUCAUGAAACUGGAGUUGGUGCCCAGUUUAGGGCAACAGCAGCAACUCAAGUGGUCGGUACAGUGGUGUUUGCGAAUACCACCUUCGGCUACUCCAAUCGUGCCUACUGGAAUGGCUGCGGUUUUGGUGUGCAGGAACAAGAUCCUGUUUUUCCUUCAAAUAACGAGAAUCGGGGUUCCGUAUCAAGGCGAGGCCCCGUCCCUCGUGCUACCCUUGGUUUACGACGUGAGCACGAAUCUAACGCAAUUGGCCGAAAAGAGAGAUCCGAGCCCUGCAUCGGCGACGGCGGCUGCGUCGCUGCAGCUGAAAAGAUUCGCCGAGUACGGAGCGAAUCCGUCCGAGUGCUCGCUUUUUCCCGCGGUUAGGGAUCUCCUGGCUAAUCUGAUCCUGCCGUCCGAACCUCCGGUCAUAACGCAAGUGGUUGCAUCCCCCGGCGGCGGUCAAGUCACUCCGACCCAGCAGAUCCAGAGUCCGGCGAUGCAGUUGCACUCCCCCAUGGCCGGAGGACAGGGCCCCUCUCAAGGACCCUACGGGAUCCAGGGCAUGCCGCCGAUGGGCAUGAUGAACGGUCCUCCUCAAUAGGACUCGCUUUACCACCUGAACCCCGUGUGCCUGCCAAGUAACCACCCGGCUUGGCUCUAUUGAGAGCAGGUUCAAGGGAUUCACGAUCAGUUUUCGCGGCCAACGAGCGAGAUCGAUUCGUUCCGAGGUCACCGGAGCCGCUAGCCAAUUUGGCUCCAGCGGACCGUUUCGGAUGAAUCGUUUUUGAAACCGUGCACGCAGCUCACGCCCCUGACUCCCCGCGGUCUCUUCAGGGUCUAAGGUGCGGCACUUGUAAUUUAAUUAAGCACUCGCAAUCGGCAUUCUUUAUGUUGGACUCGAGGGACUCAUUUUAAAGAGUCCAGUCUCGAGUCACAAACUGGGAAAUGUAUAAAUAGACCGUAAAUGGAUUGCCUCUCGGGGCGUAUCCGUUAGCCACGAUUAUUUUCUUAAUCGUUGCUAAGUAUUAGAGGAAUGAUGCAGAUCUAUUUUUACUUAUAAGCUUAUCGUUUGAUGAGUAGCUUUCUGGACAUCGCCCGGAAUGUUAACGUAUUUUGAAUCGUGUACAGUUGAAGGAAAUUCUAAGGAAUGGUUCCCGGUACACGGAAGGAAGGAGAUACCGAUAGUGCAAGAUUAUGUUAAGAAAUCGUGCGCUUUCUGGUUAGGAUGAUUUCUAAGUUAUUAAGAAUGACGCGCUGAUUUUGAGAGCCCUCGUUCAGAGGUACACAGGUUAUUUGUAACGAUUCGAGGGCUCGAAUGAAGUGUACGAUUGACUUUCCCUAUUAAGUAUACGAUUUAGAGGAUCGAUAGACUGUGAUAUUCUGAGAAAUACAAUCGGGCGAGGAUGAAAUCACGCGACCAAUGUUCUCCGAAAAUAUCGUUUGAUUCCAAAAUAGUGUUCAGCCUAUUUUCUGUAAAUACUCCUACUCCAUCGUUAAAUAUUAUGUUUCCUAUCUCUUCGUAAUAUCAGUGCACGCAAAGAACAGAAUCCCUUACUUCGUCCGCCGAUAAUAUCUCCAGAAUGCUUUCACCAUAUUUUUGCGUUAUUAAUUUAACCUUACCGAGAUAUCGCGCUGUCUUUUAUAAACUGACUUAUUUGUCUCUUGCAAAGGUCAUUAAAAAAUGACGAAACAGCCACAUCGUCCGGUUUGAAUUACUUACAUUUUCAAAACGAGUGGGAGUAAAUUCAUUAAAUUGCAAAGUACAAAUUCGGAAUCCUAACGGAGAAGGACGAUGAUAUUGCUGCAUCUCCGUCAGAGAUUUAUGAAUAAUAUAAAACUUUUUAAUUUUAAAUCCGUGUGUACAGUUUUUACAAAAAACAUUCAAUAAUCUUAACAAAUCAAUGCUACUGCGACACGUUACCGUUAAAUGUAAUUAUAGUAGACGAAUUAAGGUAUAAUUAUAGUAUUAAUGCAUUUCGCAAUGUAUAACCGUAUAUCGAUAAUCGCGGGUCAAGUAUAUACAUUUUUAUUAGGUCAGGUAUAUAUCAGUCUCUGUAUAGAAAUGUGAAUACAGUACGCAGCGCGUUUCCCUGAUUACGAUUCGAUAUACCCCAACUUGGUACAUCGAAUGUCGGAUAUGGGUAAAGUACCGUUCCUCUGAAAUAGUAUUUCCAUUUUUUUCCUCUAAAUAAACAACAAAAUAUCCACUCG